Messenger RNA from Mustela erminea (ermine), 2099 nucleotides. RefSeq names its product cancer/testis antigen 47A-like. The transcript is spliced from 4 exons. The record is from RefSeq and is a predicted model, not a curated record. NCBI's taxonomy places the organism in Eukaryota, Metazoa, Chordata, Mammalia, Carnivora, Mustelidae. The coding region runs from base 279 to 1442 and encodes 387 amino acids.
UAGGGGCCCCUUUGGAACCCUGUCCACUGUUACCGGAGGGGAGGCCUGGGUGGGCCGUUGGCGACAUCCGCCCCCUUCCCUUCCCGUCGCGGGCCUCCUCAGGUACCGCCGCAGACUGUCGUCCCCUCCGUGGACGUCUCCUCGGCCUCCCCGUCCACCUCACGUCGGGCCCGCUGCCCACCGCCUCCCGACAGCGGUGGCCCCCUCGGCGGCCACCAUCUUUGCGGUUGGCUUUGCCUCAGCCCCGUCAUCGCCCCACUGAGGUACUUCUUGUUGCCAUGUCCUCCUCCGGGGAUCCCGGCCAGGCCUCUGGCCAGGAUAGCCCCGUGAGCGCUGUGGGGGCAUGGUCCCUGGAGGCCCGAGGUGGCAACGGGGUGACCCCCGGGGUCGGGUUUCCCCAGAUUGAGGUGGCUGGAGUGGCGGGACCCGAGGUGGCCCUCGAGUCCGGGCCCCCCGGGAUGGAGGUGGCCCUCGAGUCCGGGUUGCCCGAGAUGGAGGUGGCCCUCGAGUGCGGGCCCCCCAGGAUGGAGGUAGCCCUCGAGUCCGGGCCCCCCGGGAUGGAGGUGGCCCUCGAGUCCGGGCCCCCCGGGAUGGAGGUGGCCCUUGAGUCCGGGUUGCCCGAGAUGGAGGUGGCCCUCGAGUCAGGGUCCCCCGGAAUGGAGGUGGCCCUCGAGUCAGGGUUGCCCGAGAUGGAAGUGGCCCUCGAGUCCGGGCCCCCUGGGAUGGAGGUGGCCCUCGAGUCCGGGCCCCCCGGGAUGGAGGUGGCCCUCGAGUCAGGGUUCCCCGGAAUGGAGGUGGCCCUCGAGUCCGGGCCCCCUGAGAUGGAGGUGGCCCUCCACUCUGGACUGCCCCCGAUGGAGGUGUCCGAAGUGGAGGGGCCUGUGGGAGGCCCCGGGGAGGCUGCCUUGGGUCUGGGUCUGGCCCGUGGCCCGGCGGGCAUGAGCGUGGAGGCCGAGGAGGACGACUCGGAUUUCGGGCCUGCGGAGGAGGACGGGGAGGAGCAGCAGGAGGAGGGUCUGGACAUCCUUGUGGACGCCCACCAGUUCCCAAUGGUUGGCUUCCGCUUCAUGUUCCUGGACCUGGUGCACUCGCUCCUGCACCGGAUCUACCACAACAACCACAUCCUUGUGCGGCCCCGCCGCGGCCGCGUGAUGGUCCGGCCUCGGGCCCGGCCGCCCGACAGCCCCCGUUGGCACCCCGCAGCCCCCGCAGGCCCACCAGCAUGGGCAGCUCCGGCCGCAGCCCACGAGUCCGAGGCCUCGUCCGAAGAGGAGGCCGCCUGGGAGACCGCGGAGGAGCCGGACGAGGAGUCUGAGGAGGGCCCGGAGACCGCCAAGGGAACAACUAAAUUUCAGUAUGAGAAGCCUGCCAAAGGGGCCAACGACUCUGAAAGGGAGGAAGAAAAAGACAAAUUUAACAAAAAGCAAGAAGGAGCCGACUAAAGAAGAUCUGCCCCAGCAGAGAACAGCCCCAGAAGAUCAGUUGGCGUAAAAGAAAGAAGAUGAAGAAAAAAGAAAGAACCUGUUGUUUGUUAUUUUUAGGUUUUUCAUUUUUUAGAAGCCCAUGGGAAUUUUAUUAACACCGAUGUCAUUCCAAACUGCAUCAUCCAAAAACUGAUAUCCAAUGAAAUGUGACUCUUCGCUUAUGUUUGACAGACAUAUCUGAUAGCAUUUGUUCAAGUUAAAAAUAAGUUUGUUUUAAAUGAAUGCAAUGGAGUGUAGGCAGAUUUUGCUUAGAUAAAUUAUCUUGACUCAGAUCUCUCUUUUUCCUCUUUGUUUUAGCCCACUGUACCUUCACUGAAAGGUAUCACUCUCCACCAUUUGGUGAGCCUGUUUUAAAUUAAUUUCUUACAGCCCCAAAUAUAAGAAAAUGUCAAGUUUAAAACAAUUGUUGUAAGGAGAGAGAUGUAGGUCAAGUCUUUAGAGCUACACUGUCCACGACAUUAGUAACUAGCCAUAUGUGGUGACCGAAAUAUGACUAGUCUAACUUGAUAUGUGCUGUUAAGUAUAAACAUGUUAAAUUAACUCACUGAUAAUUUCAUAUGGAUUACAUGUUGAAACGAUAAUAUAUUGAGUUAAAAUGUACUAUUAAAAUUAAUU